This is a messenger RNA of Syngnathoides biaculeatus (alligator pipefish), 2786 nucleotides long. RefSeq names its product F-box and leucine-rich repeat protein 13 (gene fbxl13). The coding region runs from base 431 to 2728 and encodes 765 amino acids. Gene Ontology annotation, biological process: SCF-dependent proteasomal ubiquitin-dependent protein catabolic process. The record is from RefSeq and is a predicted model, not a curated record. The transcript is spliced from 21 exons. Gene Ontology annotation, molecular function: protein binding. NCBI's taxonomy places the organism in Eukaryota, Metazoa, Chordata, Actinopteri, Syngnathiformes, Syngnathidae. Gene Ontology annotation, cellular component: SCF ubiquitin ligase complex.
UGUGGCGUAAAGGCGUUGUACACGUUCGAGAUUAAUUUGAUUCCACUCAAAAGAAAGCAAAAAUUUGGACAUUGUGAUUAUUUAUGGUUAGAUGUCAUAUUUUAGUAAUGUCUACGUGAAAUUACAUCGAAGAGGAAACGUCGCAUUUCCCCAAACAUUUCGCUUAUAUCGUCGCGUAGACUGACGUCACGCAUAAAUGACGAUUGGUGAUGACGUAAACUUGUCGCAGUCACUCCACAGUUAGGAUGAAUAAUUUUUUUUUCAAAGACUGAAGAUGACGCUCCAAAACGAGUGGUAAAAAAAAUGAAAAGUUAAGUCAACUUUCAAUUUCAUGAGUCCUUUUUUUUUUUGUCAUCGUUUGUGUUCCAUUUACAUUUCUGUAGCUCAUGCUAGCGAAGCGUGGCUUUUAAAAGAAUGACUAGAUUCGCAAAUGACGGGAAAACAGUCAAAAAUCGAAGUGGGUGCUCUGACAGAGUAUGAGCUUCAACAGUUAUACAAGGCUUUGUUGAUUGCCUCAUGCCGGUUGGAUCCCAGAGACCCAAUCCAGUUUUUGAAAAACACCCUGAUCACCUUCCAGGGACACGACAAUCUGCAGAAUGUGGACUGGAACAAGUUUCUCAGCGAUAGCGCGCAGCGGUCAGUGCUCGCCUCUCUGCAAUUGGAUGACGCGGAAUAUAUGGACUCCGAUGAACUCAAGGCGAUUUUCCGCAAAUAUGAGAUGGCCUACUCCUGUUACAGGAGCAAACUGACAAGUUCCUGUUUCAGGAGCUGGAAGAAUUUCACAAUUGCCAGCGUGACGGAUGCCACCGAACUGUCUCAAAAGAUGGAAACUGCGAUGAUGCACUACGACCGGCGGAAGCAGGAAGUGCCGUUCCUUGCGUGGAUGCGCUGGGUCAAGUUCAAGAAGGAGUCGCGAGUUGAGGCCGUGCGUAAACUGGUGGGGGUUCUGAAGACCUGCGUCCUCAAACGCAUCAUAACCGCAUGGAAGAAUGUUGUGAAGGAGGCGCAGAGGACCAAAGAUUACUUUAAGAAGCUGCAGAACGACCUGGAGAUGGAACGCCAACAAAGCCAAGUUGGGGAGGGAUGUGAUUGGCUCUCAGCUCUGCCCAACCACAUCUCACUUAAGAUCUUCCAGUAUAUGGAACUGCGAGACUUGCUGAGCUGUUCGGAAGUCUGCUGCAGUUGGAGAAGCCUCAUCCAUUCGGGCACUUUGUGGAGUAAGAUCAACGUCUCAGUGGAUAAGCGCUGGAUAACAAACGAGACCAUGAGGGAGGUCCUGCUGAAUUUCCGUCCGUUCGUCAUCCACCUGAAUCUGCGCGCCUGCACCUCCUUGGACUGGUCCAGCUUGAAACACAUUGGCGAAUGCAGAAAUCUGCAAGAGCUCAACGUGUCCGAGUGUUUUAAUAUCACGGAUGCCAUGAUCGAGUCGAUUGUGGAGGGCUGCAACUCCUUGCUGUACCUGAACCUUUCCGGCACCCUGCUGACAGACGCCACCCUCAGAGAGCUGGCCAGCCACUGCAUCAACCUCCAGUACCUGAGCUUGGCCUACUGCCACAAAAUGACGGACGAAGGAUUUGAGUACCUGAGCUCGGGUCAAGGCUGCCACAAUCUGCUGCACCUCGACCUGUCCGGCUGUUCCCAGGUGACGGCGACGGGCUUCGCUUACAUCUCCGAAGCGUGUCCUUAUCUCAGGGAGGUUUUGCUCAACGACGUGCACGACCUGUCAGACAACGCCAUCUCUGCGCUGAUGGCCCGAUGCCACUGUUUGGCCUCCAUCUCUCUGCUGGAGGCGUGGCAACUGUCCGACGCCGCCGUCAAAGCCAUCGCCGAAGUGGCCAAACUCAAGAGUUUCAGCUUGGAGGGUAACAACCACGUGAGCCACGUGAGCUGGAAGGCGCUGUGCAGCGGCUCGCGAGGCCUUCGCCGGCUGCACGUCGUCCACUGCCACAAGAUGGGCGACACCGCCCUCAAGUCUGUGGCCACCCUCCGGAACUUGCAGUAUCUGGACAUCUCGCUUUGUAGCAGGGUGACGGAUAAGGGCCUCCUUACCUUGGCCGAGAGCCCCUCGGCCAACAAACUGCGAGAGCUCAACGUGAGUUACUGCUGUCAGAUCACCGACGCGGCCAUCGGCGUCAUCGGUCACAGGUUUACCAAACUGUCCCACCUGAACCUGAGCUACUGCGAGCAGAUUACCGACGCCGCCCUGGAGUGUCUGAUGGGCAGCUCCAUCAGCUCUCUGGACAUCAGCGGCUGCAACAUUCAAGACGAUGGCCUGGCUGCUCUCGAGGAGGUUCCUUUGAAAAAGUUGAUUCUUGCCGAAUGCAUCAACAUCACGGACGUCGGUAUGGAGAAUUUGUGCAAGUAUGUGACCGAUCUGGAGUACGUGGACGUGUCGGGCUGCUCGGAACUGUCCGACCAGGCCAUCAAAGCUUUUUCCUUUUACUGCAGAGGUUUGUUAACGCUGCGGAUGGCAGAUUGUCCAAAGAUAACCGACAUGGGAAUGCAGUGCCUUUCACACGGGGCGGCCCAGUACCUGCGGGAGCUGGACGUGAGCAGAUGCGCGCUGACCGAUCGCGCCGUCAGAUACAUCGAGAGGCUCUGCCCGCCGCUCUCGUCCAUCACCAUGCACGGCUGCAACCGCGUCUCGGAGGAUGCCGCCAUGAGGCUGCAGCCGUACGUGCAGCACUGGGAGUACAGCAACGAGCAAACCAAAUUGUGGCUUCGAUAAAGCGAGCCACGUGCACGGAGGAAUCGGAUCCGGACGCUUGACAAUCCCACCAGUGAAG